AAAGCAUCUUCACAGAGAAAGGGAGAGAAGCUCACAUAAAAUGGCUACAACUAUAAGCCAAGCUUCAAGUAAUCAUGCAGAUGAAGAAGACUAUGUUGAUAUGGAGGUAAGUUCAUCCUCCAAGUUCUUGUGUUACUCCCUUAGCUCUCCACCUCGAAGUAUGGAGUUUGAGUUCCAAAUGUGUUCAGUUUCUCUUGAUGGAGGGCUUACCACUUCUCCAGCAGAUGAGCUCUUCUACAAGGGGAAGCUCCUUCCCCUCCACCUGCCUCCUAGGCUGCAAAUGGUUCAGAAGCUCCUCCAGAGCUCCAACACUGCAUUUGACACCAAAACUGAGGAACAAUUAGAAGAAAGCUGUUCCACUCCUUUCAUGAUUGCUGGCUCUGCUACCCCAUCUACAAAUACCAGUACCCCAUUGGAAUCCUGCAGCAUCUCCCCAUCAGCGUCUUGCAGGGUGAGCAGUGAAUUAAACCCGGAUGAGUAUUUCUUUGAAUGGUCCACAGAAAUGAGUGAUUUCAUUGGUGAUAAUUCAAAGAAAUCAUGGGGAACGAGAAUCAAGCAGAUCAAACAGUCCUCCUUAGGUCAGAAGCUCAAGGCUUCCCGGGCGUAUAUUAGGUCCUUGUUCAGUAAGUCCGCCUGUUCAGAUGAGUCAUGUGCCAGGGCAGCAAGCAGCGCAGAAGCAGAAAAUGUUUUGAAAAUCAAAGAUUGCUUAAACAAGUACACGAAAGCGGGGAAGAAAAACCCAUUUGGAAGAAUUGAUAAUGAGAGAUACAAGAUACCAACUUCUGUCUCUAAGAGCAUGGACAGAGAGAUGAUUGAGGAUGGAGUUGCUAAUAGCCACAGGAGGUCUUUCUCAGGGGCAAUUCAGCGGCAUUCUGCAUCAAAAUAUUCAUCUACAUCUACAUCUUCCUCUGGUUCAUCUUCUUCAUCAUCCUCUUUUUCAUUUAGUUCAAAUGGGUUCUAUGAAUUACAGUUUCUGAAAAGGAGUUGUAGUGCAAAUUCAGAGCUUGAAAGUUCAAUUGAGGGGGCAAUUGCUCACUGUAAGCAGUCUCAACAGAUGUCCAGUUCAAGAAAGACUGUAAGUGUUCCUGGGGUCUGCUCCCUUUCUGCCUCCAGGAUUGUAGUCAGUGGGGGGACCAAAAGAGGCCUGGACUUUGCAGCUUGUGACUAUGAUGCUUUGGAAAAAGUAGGAGAAAAAGAAAGCUUGAAUGUAUGAUGGUAACCCAUUCCUGUUACAUUCUUCAGAGCAAAAGCAAGUGUCGUUUUAAUGCAGGUGGAGAGCCCUCUAGUCCCUUAUUGUUCAAUAAAAAGUAAAAUUUAUUUGUGAUUCUUCCUUUUUGUACUUGCUCAAAUUGAGAUGAAUUCAACAUCAUCUCUUUGCUCGAAUUCUUCUAUGUU
Rubroshorea leprosula is the source of this 1395-nucleotide messenger RNA. Lineage: Eukaryota; Viridiplantae; Streptophyta; Magnoliopsida; Malvales; Dipterocarpaceae. The record is from the annotation of a GenBank genome assembly.